GACCAUGGAUCCCAUCUCUCUGCGGGUUUAUGUGGCCUUAAGUUUAUUGGUGCAAUUUAUUUCGGCCAGUCCCAUCAUGGGCUUGGAAGAAGACUUGCCUUUAUAUGAUGAAGUCCUCACGGAACAGGAUGGGUUUGAUUUCAACUCCUUGCUGGAAACGAUGAAAGAUGACUUACUGAAAACUCUCAACCUAUCUGGGAUCCCAAUUCAGGCACCUGUCAAGGUGGAGCCUCCAGAAUACAUGCUGGAACUCUACAACAAGUUUGCAAAGGACAGAACCACCAUGCCCUCAGCUAAUAUCGUACGCAGCUUUAGAAAUGAAGAUUACUCAGUGCCCUACAAUGAUGCCUUGGGUGUGAGGAAGUUUCAGCUGCUCUACAAUGUUUCAAUACCUCACCACGAGUUAUUAGUCAUGGCGGAACUUAAGCUCUACAUGUUAGUUCCAAGAGGCAAUGUAAUGUACAAAGGAGCGGGCAGGAAAGUCACUGUUUACGAAAUACACAGUGAGGGAGAGGGAACACGAAAGGCGGUGGAAUUGGCUUCCAGGUUGGUCUACAAAACCAGCAGUGACUGGGAGAUGUUUGAUAUCACAGAGGCUGUGCGGCGCUGGGGUAGAUCAGAAUUUACAACUCACAGACUGGAAGUCCACAUACAGAAUCCAGAUAUUGAUCUAGAAGAUGGUGGAGAAGACAAACUAGACAUAGAUGUUAAACCAGAAACCAAGCAUGAACCCUUGCUGGUUGUUUUUUCAGAUGACCAAAGUAGCGAGAGGAAAGAAGAGAAAGAGGAACUGAAUGAUAUGAUUAGCCAUGAGCAGCUGCUGACUCAGGACAGCACAGAAUUUGGUGAAGCAAAUAACAUGCCCAGUGAGGAAUCCUUGCUGCAAAUGAGAUCCAACAUUAUUUAUGAUGCCAGCUCCCGAACCAGGAGAAACGCAAAGGGCAAUUACUGUAAAAAGACUUCACUCUACAUCGACUUCAAAGAAAUCGGAUGGGAUUCCUGGAUCAUAGCGCCCACCGGCUACGAGGCUUAUGAGUGUCGUGGAGUGUGCUCUUACCCACUGACAGAGCAUGUCACACCAACCAAACACGCCAUAGUGCAAACACUGGUUCACAUGAAGAACGCCCAAAAGGCAUCCAAAGCCUGUUGUGUUGCCACCAAACUGGAUCCCAUAUCUAUCCUCUACAUGGAUGCAGGAGUGAUGACCUACAAGUACAAAUACGAGGGCAUGGUGGUUUCAGAGUGUGGGUGCAGAUAGUAGUUGUGUAAUACCGGUUCUUGUAAAUUUGUACAUUUUGUAUUUCCUUAUUUAAAGAGUUUAUUUAAGUGUGUACAGAUAAUAUAAGUUUUUAAAAAUUUGUUUAAAAAUAGGCCAGUUUUACCAAGCAAUGCAGAGUAAUAUGGCGCUGUCUAUUCUGUCGUAAUGUUGAGCUAUGCCAUGUCCUAUUGCUUUGUAGAGCAAAGUAAAACAGGGUCUCUGUCUUCUUCUCUGUUGGUCACUUCAUCUCUAAAUGGGGUUUAACUGUAAGACGUUUGCUAAGAUUGGCACCCACAGCCAAUAACUAGACUGAUUUAUGCAUUUACAUGCUACUAAGUGUUAUUGGGACUGUACAACAAAAAAAAACCAAGGUGCCCAGGACUGGGGCAUUAUCUCUUAGCAUGAGCUGCUGUGACACCUCAGCAACCCAGUGGACUUUAAUUUGAAUGUAGACAAAUCUUGUCCUGCCUGCACUGUUGAUUUUAUUGGACCUUUCUUUCUUUUAGUCUCAACAACUAUGUUACUAUAUGUAAGGCAACAAAUCAUGAACCUAUGAAUUCGAUUGUAGUCAUGUAACCUAAUACUGCAGGCAAAAAAUGAGAUAUGCAAGAUAUUCAUUAAAUGCAGUUUCUGUAAAAUUGCA
Messenger RNA from Spea bombifrons (plains spadefoot toad), 1901 nucleotides. It is a transcript of the gene BMP10, whose product is annotated as bone morphogenetic protein 10. Gene Ontology annotation, cellular component: extracellular region. The coding region runs from base 5 to 1258 and encodes 417 amino acids. Gene Ontology annotation, molecular function: cytokine activity; growth factor activity. The record is from RefSeq and is a predicted model, not a curated record. The transcript is spliced from 2 exons. Gene Ontology annotation, biological process: SMAD protein signal transduction; BMP signaling pathway. NCBI's taxonomy places the organism in Eukaryota, Metazoa, Chordata, Amphibia, Anura, Pelobatidae.